Agrilus planipennis (emerald ash borer) is the source of this 827-nucleotide messenger RNA. RefSeq names its product histone H2B. The coding region runs from base 209 to 580 and encodes 123 amino acids. Gene Ontology annotation, molecular function: protein heterodimerization activity; DNA binding; structural constituent of chromatin. The transcript has a single exon. Gene Ontology annotation, cellular component: nucleosome. Lineage: Eukaryota; Metazoa; Arthropoda; Insecta; Coleoptera; Buprestidae. The record is from RefSeq and is a predicted model, not a curated record.
AUCGCGGAGCGCGCUCGCUCCGUUCUCGCGCAAGGGGGACGGGCUUCCGAUCGACGCGGCCGCCGCUUAAAUGGGCAACGACGCACGUUGCAGCCGUCAUAACGAGUCAAGACAGACAGACAGUCCGACGCAACGUCCGCUCCGCUGCCGUUGUUGUUGUUGUUAGUAAUCGUUAACGUCAAAUAUCUCGACUGUAUACCACGACACAAUGCCUCCCAAGACUAGCGGCAAGGCUGCCAAGAAGGCCGGAAAGGCGCAGAAGAACAUUUCGAAGGGCGACAAGAAGAAGAAGCGCAGGAGGAAGGAGAGCUACGCCAUCUACAUCUACAAAGUGCUCAAGCAAGUCCAUCCCGACACCGGGAUCUCGAGCAAGGCGAUGAGCAUCAUGAACAGCUUCGUGAACGACAUUUUCGAGCGCAUCGCCGCGGAAGCGUCCCGUCUGGCUCACUACAACAAAAGGUCCACCAUCACCAGCAGAGAGAUCCAGACGGCCGUGCGGCUGCUCUUGCCGGGCGAGCUGGCAAAGCACGCCGUCAGCGAAGGCACCAAGGCCGUCACGAAAUACACCAGCUCCAAAUAAAUAGACAAGCAAGCAAGCGAGCAGGCAACAAAACGCGCCGGCUGGCGUAUACAUGCAUAAAUCGGUUCUUUUCAGAACCACAACGUUCUCUCGCAACAUUCGAAAACGUUCGAUAGCUGUUUUUCUUUUUUUUUUUUCUUUUCUCUCUUUUUUUUUUCUGUUCCGACCACUUCACGCUCGCUGUCUUUUAACAUAGCCACCACCUCUUUGUCUUUCUCGGCGCUCGUGCGAGCGACGUACGCGUCUG